Perca flavescens (yellow perch) is the source of this 2708-nucleotide messenger RNA. Its product is annotated as neurofilament medium polypeptide. Gene Ontology annotation, molecular function: structural constituent of postsynaptic intermediate filament cytoskeleton. Gene Ontology annotation, cellular component: neurofilament; axon. Bases 1 to 2307 code for a protein of 768 amino acids. Gene Ontology annotation, biological process: intermediate filament bundle assembly; axon development. Lineage: Eukaryota; Metazoa; Chordata; Actinopteri; Perciformes; Percidae. The record is from RefSeq and is a predicted model, not a curated record. The transcript has 4 exons.
AUGAGUUACACGGUAGAGCACCAUCUCUUUGGCCCGACCUCGUACCGCAAGGCUCGGCCUGCGUCCGUGUCCUCCAGCGGCUUUCACUCCCAGCGCCGCCGCCUCACCUACAGCCAGCCAUCCUCCGUGGACAGCUUGGAGACCUUCAACGGCGACAUGACACGGAGGAACGAGAAGGAGAUUCUGCAGACCCUGAACGACCGGUUCGCCGGCUACAUCGACAAAGUGCGCAACCUUGAGAUGCACAACCGCAACUUGGAGGCGGAAGCGGCAGCUCUGCGGCAGAGCCAGGCCGGGCGCACCUCGGUUGGGGAGCACUACGAACGAGAGCUGGGCGACCUGAAGGGUCUCCUGCAGCAGCUGACCGGGGAGAAGGCCCGCGCAGCUCUGGAGCACGAUCACCUGGAGGAGGACAUCCAGCACCUGCGGGUCAGACUGGAGGAUGAGGCGCGGAACCGGGAUGAGUUGGAGGCUGCCGCGCGCGCCAUGAAAAAGUAUGCUGAGGAGUGCCGGCUGGCGCGUAUGGAGCUGGACAAGAAGCUCCGUUCCCUGGAGGAAGAGGCCGUUUUCCUGAAGAAGAACCACGAGGAAGAAGUGGCUGAACUCCUCGAUCAGAUUCAUGGCGCGCAGGUAAGCUUCGACAUGCGGGACACGCUCAAGGCGGACGUCACCGGCGCCCUGAGAGAGAUCCGCGCGCAGCUGGACGGUCACGCAUCCAAGAGCUCAACGCACGCGGAGGAAUGGUUCAAAGUGCGUAUGGAGCGUCUGUCUGAAGCUGCUAGGUCCAACCAGGAUGCAAUUCGUGGAAGCCAGGACGAGAUCGCAGACUACCGCCGUCAGCUCCAGAGCCGCACCAUCGAGCUGGAGACUCUUCGGGGAACCAAGGACUCACUUGAGAGGCAGCGUAUGGAGAGUGAAGACAGACAUCACGAUGAACUCAACUCACUACAGGAGGCCAUCAAUCAGCUGGACAAUGAGCUGAAAUCCACCAAAUGGGAGAUGGCCAGCCAGCUGAAAGAAUAUCAGGAGCUGCUGAAUGUGAAGAUGGCUUUAGAUAUUGAGAUUGCUGCUUAUAGGAAGUUACUGGAGGGAGAGGAGAAUCGCUUUGUGUCAGGAGGAGGUUCGUACUCUUACCUGGAGAGCAGAAUCUCUUCCCACUUCAAAGUGAAAGGAGAGGAGAUCUCAGAUACCGUCAUCGUGGAGGAACAGACCGAUGAGACCCAGGUGACUGAGGUGACAGAGGAGGCAGAUGAGGAGGAAGAGGAAGGAGAGAAAGAAGGCAAUGAGGAAACCAAAGAAGGGGAGGAAGAAGGUGAGGAAGGAGAAGAUAAGGAGGAGGAAGGAGAGGGAGAAGAAGAAAAGGAGGAGGAAGCAAAGGGAGAGGAGGACAAGGAUGAGGAGGAGAAGGAUGAGGAGAAGGGAGAGGAAGAGGAGGCAGGUGAGGAAGAAGAGAAGUCCAAAUCUCCAGAAAAGGCUGCAUCCCCUGAGCCUAAAUCUCCUGCGGUCAAAUCCCCAGAAUCUAAAUCCCCACAAAAAUCCCCAGAAUCUAAAUCACCACCAGCCAAAUCCCCGAUGCCCAAAUCACCCGCUAAGUCGCCUGCAGGAGAUGAUUCAAAGUCACUUGUUUCACCCAAAUCUCCUGAAUCUAAAUCUCCUCGUCCCAAGACCCCUGAACCACAGUCUCCAGAAAAAGAGAAGGCCAAGCCUGCCACCGCCAAAGACACCCCAAAAGAGGAGAUAAAAGAGGAGAAGCCUGUCAAGGAGGAAAAGAAGGAGAAAGAACAACCCGUGAAGGAAGAGAAGAAGCAAGAGCCCAAGGAGACAGAGCCAGAGAAGGCAGACAAACCUGAUUUGAAGAAAGAAAGCAAGGCAGAUGAAGCUACAAAGACGGAUGGCGCUUCGAAACCUGCUGCUCCCAGCAAACCCGCAGAGGAUAAACCUGCCCCCAAGUCUGAGCCUAAAGAGAGCGCUCCCCCUGCCAAGGAGGAGAAACCCUCGGCUCCUAAAUCAGAGAAGGCCGAGCCCGAGGCAAAGCCUGCUCCUAAAGCAGAGCCUGAGAAAACAGAGGGCAAGAAGCCAGAGGAGAAGAAGCCAGAGGAGAAGAAGCCAGAGGAGAAGAAGCCAGAGGAGAAGUCCGCACCUAAAGCCGAACCCCAGAAAACAGAGAGCAAGAAAGACGAGAAGAAGCCAGAGGCGGAAAAGGACACUAGUAAAGAAGAGAGUAAAGAGGUGAAGGAUGGAGGGAAGGCGGAGAAAUCUUCAGGCACCGAGUCAAAGGAGAGCAAGGAGGAGAAGGCCAAGAAGUAAGACGGAUAACCUGUGAUUCAAGGCACGACGAGAGGAGGUGGAGAUGCCAAAGAACUAUGAAGGAAGGCAGGGUAAAGAGCAGGAGAAAGGGGCUGGAUGCACCCAGCUGUUCAGAUGGGCGCUUUAAUGUCCAAAGCAAAGCAGGUGAUGGUAUGUAAGCAAUAGUGAUUUCUGUAGCAAAUAACCCCCUGCUCCCCAAGUAUGGCCAUUACAUACCCCUGAUGCUUCUGAUGUAUGACUGUAGUGAAUGCAGAAUGCUCUAAACUCCUUAUCUGAAUGUGAUAACUGCCCUUAAUAAAUAACAAGUGCAUUUAAACUGAAUCCCGCUGACGGGGACCGCAGGGGCCUGCUGUACCUACACAAGCCUUCAAGGGUAGAUAUUUCAAAAUAAUGUCAAGCUA